Messenger RNA from Halichondria panicea, 1128 nucleotides. RefSeq names its product monoglyceride lipase-like. The transcript is spliced from 7 exons. The record is from RefSeq and is a predicted model, not a curated record. Lineage: Eukaryota; Metazoa; Porifera; Demospongiae; Suberitida; Halichondriidae. Gene Ontology annotation, cellular component: membrane. Gene Ontology annotation, molecular function: monoacylglycerol lipase activity. Bases 153 to 1010 code for a protein of 285 amino acids.
GAGUGGCAAGUGGUUGGACUCCGCCCAACUAGGUUGUAAAACCAUAGAUUGAAGAGUUAAUCUAUGGUAAAACUGAAGCAAAGGUCAAGCGGUUUCUCCCUCCUUAACCUAGGUCGAGUUUCCCCAGUGCACUAGGUACGUACGUACAUGAGAUGGCUACUCAGAUAUUUCGAAAGACAUCAGCUGACAGCAUCAGUCUUUGGAUGGGGCAUAAACUGCAUAUAAUCAAGUGGGAACCACAAACUCCAAACUGUCUGCUUUUCAUAUCACAUGGAGCCUGUGAACAUAUGGGUAGGUACAACCUCUUAGCAGAAUAUCUUGCUGCUGAAGGGAUCCUUGUGUUUGGACAUGAUCAUGUCGGGCACGGAAGGAGUGAAGGGGACCGUGCUCAUAUUGAACACUAUGGACAGUAUGUGCAGGAUGUAAUUCAAACAGUAGAAGAAACAAAGAAGCAAUUUCCUGAGCUCCCUUGUUAUUUGAUGGGGCAUUCUAUGGGGGGACUCAUUGCUGGCCUAACUGUGGUUGAACGGCAAGACUUGUUCAAAGGAUUGAUCCUGAGCGCUGCUUUGGUGGAAGUCGAUCCAAAUGCAGCUGGAUGGUUUAUUAAAACUGUUUCGAAAGUCGUUGCUGUCCUAGCCCCUCAACUUGGUAUCAAGAAACUUAAUACAGACGACAUAAGUAGUGUUCCUGAAGAGGUUCAAGCCUACGUCGAUGAUGAACUAAUUUAUCAUGGAAGCUGUAAAGCUAAAUGGGCUACUGCAUCACUAGCAGCAAUUGCUGAGUUGAGAGAGCAAAUUAAAAGAAUACAUCUGCCUCUUCUUCUUAUCCAUGGCAUUGAUGAUAAAAUAGUACCGAUAUCUGGCUCUGAGUUCAUUGCUUCUAAUGUGUCCAGUCCACACCUACGAUUCGAGAGGUUUGACGGGAAUCGGCAUGAGGUGUUUCAUGAUACGGAGCAAACCCGAGCACGUGAAGUCAUAAAAGAAUGGAUUUUUAUGUCACAUAAGUUUUGAGUUCAUAAUUAUAAUAUCUACCACUGCUCAUAAUUAUUAUUGUUUCCUAGCGCAGUAUAUUUGUUACAUUUUGUUAAAACUAGUACGGUUAUUAAUCACGAAGUGUAUGUCACGAGGA